CGUAAAAUUGCCGCACUUUGCUGUGGGUCACCCGACAGCCACUAAUUCUCUUCUCUGUCACUGAGAAAUAUAGUGGACCAGUUCCCAGAAAUUCGUUUAUUAGAACUAUGGGGCCUUGGUUUGCGCGUGCGCUUCAGCGGGGAGGGGGGCAGGGGGACCCGCUGGACGGAGAGCAGAGGCGGGGCUGUGACACCAGUUCCGGUACUGGGGCGUCUGUGGGGCGGGGUUGUAGUGCCCUAUCCGUAGCGCAGUCAUGGCGAUUUUUAGCGUGUACGUGGUGAACAAAGCCGGCGGCCUGAUUUACCAGUGGGACAGUUACUCGCCACGGGCUGAGGCUGAGAAAACUUUCAGUUACCCGCUGGACCUGCUGCUGAAACUACAUGACGAACGCGUGCUGGUCGCUUUCGGCCAGCGCGACGGCAUCCGGGUGGGCCAUGCAGUAUUGGCCAUCAAUGGCAUGGAUGUAAAUGGCAAGUACACGGCUGACGGGAAAGAAGUGCUGGAGUAUCUGGGUAACCCUGCGAAUUACCCAGUUUCCAUUCGAUUCGGCCGGCCCCGCCUUACCUCGAACGAGAAGCUUAUGCUGGCCUCUAUGUUCCACUCGCUCUUUGCCAUUGGUUCCCAGCUAUCUCCGGAACAGGGCAGUUCAGGCAUUGAGAUGCUGGAAACAGAUACAUUCAAACUGCACUGCUUCCAAACACUGACAGGGAUCAAGUUUGUGGUCCUGGCAGACCCUAGGCAAGCUGGAAUAGAUUCUCUUCUCCGAAAAAUUUAUGAGAUUUACUCAGACUUUGCCCUCAAGAAUCCAUUCUACUCCUUGGAAAUGCCUAUCAGAUGUGAGCUGUUUGACCAAAACCUGAAGCUAGCUCUAGAGGUGGCAGAGAAGGCUGGCACUUUUGGACCUGGGUCAUAGGAUGAACGUGGAAUGGACCCCCUAAGAUGAGAUGUGCUCCAGAGGGCUUUGCUGUUUCUACUCAGUGAGGAUCCUAUUGCAGCAGCCUUGCUAAUAUACUUGAAAAUGGUAGAACACUGAGCCUGGUGAUGGGGACAGAUCCUGGGUUCAAACGCUGUGUUCUCUGCCCCUCUGUAUAUACCACAGUCCUGUGCCCUACUCUGUACAGAUUUAUUUAUGGAAGAAGCUGGCUUAGCAAUGCUGUAAUAAACAUUCCUUUGUUCUAGUG
Mastomys coucha (southern multimammate mouse) is the source of this 1181-nucleotide messenger RNA. It is a transcript of the gene Trappc4, whose product is annotated as trafficking protein particle complex 4. The coding region runs from base 254 to 913 and encodes 219 amino acids. Gene Ontology annotation, cellular component: TRAPP complex. The record is from RefSeq and is a predicted model, not a curated record. Gene Ontology annotation, biological process: endoplasmic reticulum to Golgi vesicle-mediated transport. The transcript is spliced from 5 exons. Lineage: Eukaryota; Metazoa; Chordata; Mammalia; Rodentia; Muridae.